Apodemus sylvaticus (European woodmouse) is the source of this 1814-nucleotide messenger RNA. It is a transcript of the gene Nbl1, whose product is annotated as NBL1, DAN family BMP antagonist. Gene Ontology annotation, biological process: animal organ morphogenesis. The transcript has 4 exons. The coding region runs from base 226 to 762 and encodes 178 amino acids. Lineage: Eukaryota; Metazoa; Chordata; Mammalia; Rodentia; Muridae. The record is from RefSeq and is a predicted model, not a curated record. Gene Ontology annotation, molecular function: receptor ligand activity; BMP binding.
GAGGCGCUCGACCCGCCGCUCCCCCGCGCCUCGCGCCCGCCUGGGGCCGCAGACGGCCAGCAGCGCAGUCCAGCCGAGCCUCGCGGGGCCGCCCCAGCCCGAGGACCCCGGGCCUGCGACCCCCGCGGCUCGCACCCCACUUUCUAGGACCACCUCACCAGGAGGACGCGUCGCACUCCCCGCGGCCGCUGCGCGCAUUCCAGGGUUCUGGAGGUGACGGGCACGAUGCUUUGGGUCCUGGUGGGGGCUGUCCUCCCUGUCACGUUGCUGGCUGCCCCGCCACCCAUCAACAAGCUGGCCCUGUUUCCGGACAAGAGUGCCUGGUGUGAAGCCAAGAACAUCACACAGAUUGUGGGCCACAGCGGCUGUGAGGCCAAGUCUAUCCAGAACAGGGCGUGCCUAGGACAAUGCUUCAGUUACAGUGUCCCCAACACCUUCCCGCAGUCCACAGAGUCCCUGGUGCACUGUGACUCCUGCAUGCCGGCCCAGUCCAUGUGGGAGAUUGUGACCUUGGAGUGCCCUGGCCACGAGGAGGUGCCCAGGGUGGAUAAGCUGGUAGAGAAGAUUGUACACUGCAGCUGCCAGGCCUGCGGCAAGGAGCCCAGUCACGAGGGCCUGAACGUCUACGUGCAGGGUGAAGACGGGCCAGGCUCCCAGCCUGGGCCACACUCCCACGCCCAUCCCCACCCCGGUGGCCAGACCCCUGAGCCUGAAGAACCUCCUGGAGCCCCUCAGGUUGAGGAAGAGGGGGCUGAGGACUGAGGGCCCCCCGACUCUUCCUCCCCUCUCGUCCCCUGUGGAAUGUCGGGUCCCACCCUCCAGGGAAGAGGGAGGGGAUAGGCAGAAGCACCCCCUCCCCCUUUGGCACUGGAUGGACUUGGAAUGCUGCCUGGUUGCCAUGGAGAUCUGAAGGGAGGGGCUGGAGCCAAGCUGCACAAUUUAAUAUAUGCGAGAUGGGGAGAGAGGAAGCAGGCCUCCUGAGGACUUUUCCUUUGGAAGGUGAAGUGUGGCCUUUCCUUUCAGCCUUCUGGAGAGGAGCCCUUGGGAUAGAGAGGAAGUGGGCUGAGCUGUGAGACCCUCACACAGGGCAGGCCCAGGCCAGGACCCACACAACCGACGGGGCAGGAUCCCGAGUGAUGGGCAGGGGGUGGGUAUCAUGUCCAUAUCAUCUUCGCAGGAGGAUCUGGGUGGGAAGACCGCUGGCAGAAGUCAGAAACUGCAGCCCCACGGGUUUCCCUAAAAGCCUCCCUCCCUCCCUCCUUCCCUCCCUCCUUCUGUCCCUCCCUCCCCACCACCCAGGAAGUAACCCCUUCAAUAGAGUGGCUUAGGAGUCCAGCUGGGGCAGGACCCUGCAGACUCAAGGGCCAGAGUGUCACGAAGAAGAAAGAAGAUCCCUCCCCUCUCUCCCUCCAGAGAUCUUAGCUCUGUGCUCCCCACGUUCUGGACCCUUCGGGAAGCAGCUGCAAUCAGCCCCCCACUGUCCUUGGGGGCUAGCCUUUCUGAAAGAGGUCAUGGUCUAGCUCCAUCACCUGGGACCAUAGCGGACAGGAGGCCUCUGCUGAACUCGGCUUUCUCUAGUUCCCCAUUCCGUCCACUCCUCCUUCCCAGCUGCACUUUAGGGCGGGGCAGGUGUCGAGGAAGGGCCCGCUGUCCCCUGAUAUGCUGGCACCAUUGUUCAUGUCCAGGGGCUGCCAGUUCACCCCCUCCCUGGGGGUGCCCCAGCCCGUGGCUGUUUGACAAGAGCCUUCGAGCUUGUAACCAGUAGCCAUCUCCCCUGAACCUGAGUGUUUUCAUGAAUAAAUGCCUUCAACGCC